This is a messenger RNA of Epinephelus fuscoguttatus (brown-marbled grouper), 13472 nucleotides long. RefSeq names its product thyroid hormone receptor alpha. Gene Ontology annotation, molecular function: RNA polymerase II cis-regulatory region sequence-specific DNA binding; zinc ion binding; nuclear receptor activity. The transcript has 12 exons. The record is from RefSeq and is a predicted model, not a curated record. Gene Ontology annotation, biological process: positive regulation of transcription by RNA polymerase II; thyroid hormone receptor signaling pathway; retinoic acid receptor signaling pathway. NCBI's taxonomy places the organism in Eukaryota, Metazoa, Chordata, Actinopteri, Perciformes, Serranidae. The coding region runs from base 1991 to 3241 and encodes 416 amino acids.
UGCUAAUGAAGCAGCUGAGCGGCGGCAGCUCUGCUUCUCCUGACCCGCAUUCACCCGUACUGUACAGGCGGGGGGGAGGACCGAGCACACAGCGCUAAUAAACGCCGUAGAGUUCCCGUGCAGACCGUGGCCAUGGCUCUGGCAGUCCCUGACAGACACGGCGCUCCCGUCUCCUCACACCUCACAGCGGACUGAACGGGGGGCUAACACCGGGAGAAGCGUUAGCUCCGCCGGCUGGCACGGUUGUUAACCGGCUGGACUCGCGUCUAUCUCUGUUGGUUCUGCUUUUUAUUUUUCUCUUCACGUGUUAAUCCGGCUGUUGUUUCCUCACGGGGCUUUAUGUUGACGGCACAGGAGGCGGUUCUGUACCACAAGUCGAGCAUUGGAUGAGGGCAGCAGCAUCAUCGUCUGCUUCAGUGGAGGACCGUCAGAUGAGUCUUUGUGGGGCCCGAGCUGCAGGUCAGGACACCCUGGGUUAAGAGUUUGCAGACCGGCUCAGGAACAUCUAUUUCAACAAAGACACUCAUCCCCAAAACACCAUCUGAUGCUUGUGUCAUCGAGUGAGAACGUCCUCCGUCUUCUCAGCACCAGGUGAAGCCCCUGAUGACGCCUACCGGUGCGUGUUAGGAGGCAGAGCGGAGCAUCGACUCCUUCAGAUGGACUCUGGGAAAAACCACCAGCAUCCUCUCUCUCAAAAAAGACAUAAGACAGAAGAAUCUAGUCGAGACUGAGACAACACUACCUCCCGCCGUCCUCUCCUUGUCCUCCGAUCCAAUCAGAGAUCACCUCCUCUGCUCUCUACCUCCCACAGAAAUAGAAAAGGAAGAAAACAAAACAAGUGAAAGCAAUUUAUUAGCCGUUCCUCUUCUUCUCUUCGUGCAACAUUUCUCCAUUUACCUCAGGGAUUCUCUCCCACUGCCUACCUCCUCCACCGAAACAGCCAACCUAGUGACUGGAACACAGAGCAAAAACACACCUGUGACCUCUCGCUGCUGUUACCAUGACAACCUGUAUUGCCUCUGAAGCUCUCUUCACUGCAACCAUGACGACCAGCAAUGACCUUGGACCUCUUACCACCUGCCAGCUCAGACCUGCUCACUGCCUAAAUCGUACUGAUCCACACUUGUAGCCUGGAGCUCGGGCUCGUUAUUACCGCAAGGAAAAGUGUCAUAUUGCCAGAGCGGCAGCUACACACUCACAUUAGCCUCACACACCCUGUGUACAAUAAACCUGGCAGGAAACUAUAUACCUCAGCAGACUCUCAAGGACUUCUACUGAAGGGAACUUUUCAACAACAGCGUUCACUAUCCUGGUGCUUCAGUCCACACACAGCAGGAAACACAUGCUCACCAGCCUGGUGCUUCAAUCUACCCAGUAGACGACUCACUUCAGCAUCUUCCAUUUGCCUUAGAGGCAGGAGUAUAGCAACAGUAGCCAGGGAGGCCUCCAGAGAAGCAGAGAGAGACUCAGGAGUCCUGCCUGGCAGGCAUCUUCAUUUCAUAUGCUUCUCAGCAAAGUCACAUCAUACACACGCCUCCCCAUCUAAGCAGUAGCAUAAAUCAGCAGUUUCCCAAGAGGCCUUCGGAGAUCACAGAAGAGACUCAGAAGCACCCCCUGCCUUGAGCUUCACCCUGUGACGCCUCCAGAGAAGUAAAGCUACCCACGGAGCGGCACAAGUUCUGGGGAGCCUCAGCGGCUUUUCUGACUCUGGAGGGAAGUCACACAGAAUAAAGAAGUCCCAGGCAGAUUUAACUCAGCGCACUAUGAGCCUCGGAAAGUUAGAAGAGUAAACACGGAGAUCCAUGAAGAAUGCAGCGCUCUCUUUUGCUUCCACUGAUGUCCCGCCCACCGUGCUCCUCCCAGCCAAUCGCUGCGCAGAUCCUCAGAUGGCUGUCUGUUGAAGGGCCCGCCGGCGAAUGCUGAGCAGGCUGGCGAGGUCGAGGUCCGCCUCAUUGUCCUGUGACUGGCUGCUGGACGGGACUGAGGCUACAUGGAGCCAAUGUCCAACAAGCAGGAUAGCAACUCAUCAGAGGGAGACGAGAAAGGGUGGCCAGAUGUGCCGAAGAGAAAGAGUAAGAACGGCCAGUGUUCGGGGAAGAGCGUGUCUGCUCUUAGUGUCUCUGUUCCAGGGUACAUCCCCAGCUACCUGGAGAAAGACGAGCCGUGCGUGGUGUGCGGGGACAAGGCGACUGGCUACCACUACCGCUGCAUCACCUGCGAGGGUUGCAAGGGUUUCUUCCGCAGAACGAUCCAGAAGAACCUCCAUCCAGCGUACUCCUGUAAAUAUGAAGGCUGCUGCAUCAUCGACAAGAUCACGCGCAACCAGUGCCAGCUGUGCCGCUUCAAGAAGUGUAUCUCAGUGGGCAUGGCCAUGGACUUGGUGUUGGACGACUCGAAGCGCGUGGCCAAGCGGCGUCUGAUCGAGGAGAAUCGGCAGAAGAGGAAGAGGGAGGAGAUGGUGCGGACGCUGCAGACGAGGCCAGAGCCAACCACGGCAGAGUGGGAGCUGAUCAGGAUGGCGACCGAGGCCCACCGGCACACCAACGCCCAGGGCUCCAGCUGGAAACAGAAACGCAAGUUCCUGUCGGAUGAUAUCGGCCAGGGCCCGAUGGUGUCCACGUCUGACGGGGACAAAGUGGACCUGGAAGCCUUCAGUGAGUUCACCAAGAUCAUGACCCCCGCCAUCACACGCGUCGUUGACUUUGCCAAGAAGUUGCCCAUGUUCUCCGAGCUGCCGUGUGAAGACCAGAUCAUCUUGCUGAAAGGCUGCUGCAUGGAGAUCAUGUCGCUGCGCGCCGCCGUACGCUACGACCCGGACAGCGAGACGUUGACGCUCAACGGUGAGAUGGCCGUGAAACGCGAGCAGCUGAAGAACGGCGGGUUGGGAGUGGUGUCGGACGCCAUCUUUGAUUUGGGCAAGAGCCUGGCUCAGUUCAACCUGGAUGACUCUGAGGUGGCGCUGAUGCAGGUCGUGCUGCUCAUGAGCUCAGACCGCUCGGGGCUGACCAGUGUGGAGAAGAUCGAGCAGUGCCAAGAGGCCUACCUGCUGGCGUUCGAGCACUACAUCAACUACCGCAAGCACAACAUUCCCCACUUCUGGCCCAAGCUGCUGAUGAAGGUGACGGACCUGCGCAUGAUCGGAGCUUGCCACGCCAGCCGCUUCCUCCAUAUGAAGGUGGAGUGUCCCAACGAACUCUUCCCCCCGCUCUUCCUGGAGGUCUUUGCGGACCAGGACGUGUGACUUAAAGGACGCUGACACCAAGGCACCCCCUCAAAGAACCCUGGACUCGGAUCUAAUUAAUAAAUUUGGGGAGGCUUUGGGGGAAGAGGAAGUGAGGGGGAAGAACAAGAGAAGAAAAACUGGAUUUUUUUUUUCUUCAGUGGGAACGUGCCCUGUAAACUUUGUUUUUUGUCCCGUUUUUUCUCAAGACCCACCACCUGCCACCAGCAAACACACACCGACUUCACCAGAGAGAAACACACUGUCAGUCUUAGAGGUACACACACACAGAGCUAUAUAAAGAGUCACAGGUAUUCACACAGAUUCAGACACACUGCCAUGAGCGUACAGUGCAAACAUAUGCAAACACAAACCUCACCUGUUAACUCCAGUUGCACCUGUAUGGACAAACAGCUGUACUCUACACUACUGCAAACUCCCUCCAGCACCCACCUCAACAAAGUGUCGUUUUGUUUUUAUCUCUGGGACCUGACCACUAGCUCCUCAGACGACCCCCCGCCCCCGCCAUCUCCCACACAUGGCGUCCUCCGUCUGCCCGUGCAGCCCAGCCCUCAGCCCUCAGCCCUCAGCCCUCAGCCCACAGCCCACCGAGGCCCCGUGAGUGUUUGUCAACCUACCUCCCCCACGUACUGACCUCUCCAUCUCUCUCACGUCCACACAGAGGCACAAAACACACCCUGACGCUCUUACCUCAUGUCCUGAAAUGUAUUUCCACAUUUAUUGGUAGUCUGUUGAGAAAGCCAUGCAGUCUUCAGUCUCUAGUGUUAGGACAAGUAACAGUGGGAACACUUUGUAUGAAGCUCUUACCUACAAUGAGUCAUUUACACAAAACACCUGCGUGAUGGAUCCUGAUGGAUUAUAUCAGCUCAGCUACCAGAUACGCUCCAUCAAAAUAAAGUUUCACUACAGAGAAAUGUAGCAAGCUAAGCUACGAGAAAACGGCUAAAGUAACUCACUACUUGCAAAGUUACUUUUAUUUUUUGACUAUAUGUCAAAUCAGCGUUUUCUCAGCGAUCAGAAAAAGUGUCAGACAAAACUAUAGGCUCUCUCCUCAGCCCUUGUUGUGUCUAUUUCUCUGGUGUCCACUGCAAAUCAAUAGCAAAGCAGCAGGCAGAUAUUUGUUAUUUGGGUAGGUGUUUGGUUUUCAAUUUUUGACUCCCCGCCAAAUCAGCAAACUUUCUGUUGCUGCCGUUACACAGGUUAUACACAGCGGUGAAUGUCCGUCUCUGGAGCCACUCCCCUCCUGGCAAAUAAUCAGUUCCGUGUUUGCCUGGUUAGCACAAGCUAAUGUGUUCACACCAAACACAAUGCGAAUUUUCAUUUCACGUUAGUCACGCAAGUUCACACUAGAAUAUUUUGUGUUGACUUGCUACAUACGUGCAAAUAACUCGCAUCGUACGCACUUAAAAUUGCAGAAUUGAUAAAUUAACUUCCACUGGUGCGUCCUCAGCCUCAAUAUUGAUUGGCUAUCGUGGUGCAAACUGGUUGCUGAAAUUCAGAUUUUUCAACUCUCACAACUAAGCGUGUGACGGGAAACCGCACUACUCGCCUAAUUUGCGUAUUUUGCGUCAUGGUGCUCCAGCUCUCGCUCUGUUCAAAAUGUGGACUACAAAUUGUGGGUUUGCAGGUUCGUUGUUUCCCCCUGCUGCCAGUCUUUGUGCUAACUUAAGCACGUCCUCGGAGGAUGAAUUGUAAUCUCUUUCAUCAGGUCAGAAUUUCACUUUCUGCAAUACUAUUUUGAAUGUCUUCAACGCUAUCAUGCUAACAUGCUAACAAAGCAAACACUACUAGCUGCCAUGAUUAAUAUUUUCCUAUUAACAGCAGAUUAAUAACACAUUUCGCCUUUUCAUGCAAAACGGAUCGAGACCAGAGCUCAGAUAAUAAAGUGAAUUACAGCUACAGGCUUCAUACGAAGUGUUUCCACUGCUUUUAUUUUACAGUGUAACAAAUUCAAACUUACUUCAUAACAAAUGACAACACAUGACUUGAAAUACUGCAUCCUGUUACUCAUUAACACUGACAGAUACCCUAUAGUACUCACACACAGUGUAUCAGUAUAUGCUGUGUGUGUGUAUAUAUAUAUAUAUAAAUAUAUCGCUAGGAUACCUCUCCGACACAUACCUCCUGUCUUCAUUACCUCACACAUAUUACACCCAGUUGUUUUUUGACGUAUUACCUCAGUUGUUUUGUUGCUCAUCUCUCCCUCCUCCGAAAUAACCACUGGGCUGCACCUAACUUCCUGUCUCUCUGUGUGCGUGUGUGACUGCGUCCUCUCAUCGGAGCCCUCUUAAUCACAUCGUAGCCCCGCCUCCUCACCUCCCUACCAGGUUCAAGGCGAUGGUGGCAGCGGCGGGAGAGGAUGCCGUCACUAACCUCUGCAGGCCUCCCCCCGUCACCCGUACCUGUUUCAAGUCCCGCCUGUAACCGACAGAUUCUACCUCACCUCUCAUCUCAGUGCAGCUGCCCGUCUGUCUGCAACACACCGACAUGCACACAUAUAUAAAUAUAGAUAUUUAUAUAUAUGUACACACACGAGUUGCCAACAUGGACCCGUUGACUCCUCCAGCAGCAGGUCUUUAAAACGGGAUCAACAUCUGACAGCUGACACACAGACUUCCUCCCAUUUUUCAUCCUGAUCACACACCACGAGGGACCAACAGUCACUUUGGAUUCUGUUUUUAUUCAGGAACCUGAAAUGACAACGAGGGCAGGGGUGAAUUUGUGACGUCACAGCGUGCCGAUUAAAGGAAACUGUCGUGGGACAACGACAGCUGGAAGCUGGGACUCCAGUGGAAGCCAUUUUGGCCCGAUGGGUCAGGCCAACGGACUACUGUGGGUGGUGACUGGGAGAUACACAAACAGCAAGUGAGUCAGCAGCAGUAUUCGCCUGUGGAUAUGGUUUCAUCCCGGCCGAGGGGAGGGAAACGGCGAGCGAGCGACUGUGGUGCGCAGCGUUGUGACUCAGGCCAAGCCAACAGCAAACCGCCACACGAAAAAAAAAACAGACCCUUCUUCUCGCGCAUUCAGUCCAUCUCCAGAUCCUUCCCUCGCCGUCGCAGCAGAAAUGGACGCAGAGACUUUCUGAGCGACUGUCCUAUCCCAGAAACUUACAAUAUGAAUUAAACACUGCUGAAAUAAGCUCCACCAACCAUAUCCCAAAUGCCAUCCACUACAAGUAACUAUCAGGUUUUUUUCUGUUGCACUAAAACCACAAUGUCUGUAUCCCUUAGUAGCCCUGAACCCCUUCUUUAACCCCGCCCCCACAUCUUUCCUGUUCCUGCCUGUCUUAACAAUACUCUCUAAACACAAGAACACACACUCUCCGUUAUCUCAUCUCUGUUGAAACCAAGAAGGACUGUGACAUGGCCUUCAGGCGCCGCCGCUCUCAGUGUUACCGCUCUACGUUGCAGGGUAUUAAAAUAGAACCAUAAGCGCUGAUUAUACAGGGAUACAUACACACACUCGCAGCAGCAGCAUACACACACAUACACACACAGCAAUAGGAUGAUCAAGCAGUACAGUUUCACACCCGCCACCUCCAGGCCUGCUGUGUUUCGUACCGUACUUUGCUCACUAUCACUGUGAAUGAAAGCCAUGCUGCAACCGGGUCAUGGCUCAGACAGGGAACUGCUGGCUUAGUAAUCCUGACAUGAUAAUGUGCCUCCCUGAGGUCGGUAAUACAAAUAUACAUUAUACAGUAUACAGAAGCAUAUAUUUAUAGACAUAGAUAUAUAUAUAAAUGUUGCAGUUAUUGUUUGUGGCAUUAGAGCUAUCAGCGGCUGAGUUUACGCUGCCAGCUCAAAUCAGAUCCGACAUCCGUCUGACCAGUCAUGUAGCAGAAGGUGUCAGUUUACCCAGCUGUAUUAAUAUCUGUACAAUAAUAUUUAUGCAUUGUUUGCAGUUGACGUCAUAUUGCAUUAUAAUGCUUGUUUGCCUUGUGGAGACCACCAACUAACCUUCAAAGUUUACCCACCUUUUGCAUACCUCUGAGUCACUUCAUAUAGCACAAGAAGUACCUUAAGCAGAAACACAUCGCUCACUUUUCCCUGCUCCGGGAGAACAAACAUGAGAUCAGGUCCACAGAGCUCCAUGAACUGAGAUCUAAGAUUUGAGCUGGCAGCACAGCUGCUCCGUCUGUCUCUCUCUCUCUCUCUCUCUCUCUUUCUAUCUUUCAGCCAAAUGAUCACUGGAGAAAUCCUCCCCGCCCCGUCCUCUUAAAACAACCACACCAGCACCACAGAGCACACUGCCUUCAGCCAUGAUCAGUUGCACCAGCAUAGCAGAGAGACAGACCAGUAGUCAGUCACCAUCCUCCUCACCAAAAAGCCAUUUUUACCUGGAGAUCACUGCUCGCUAUGAUACUGCUAUGUUCAGACAGCAGGCAAAUCCAAUCAGUGCUUUUAAUCCGAUCUCUUCAUGGUGUUUUAACUGACUUGAUUGAAUUUGGGACAGCGUAUUAAUUUGCAACCUGGCAACACGUUUUCCGCAUGAUCGACAACUCGAGAUGCUUCGACAAACCUUUGACACGGAGAGCUCCUUCUAACUUUUACAGCUUCAUAACCCUCCAUGCAUUCAUGAGAGAAGCCAUUCUUCUACUCUAACAAGGAAUAUCUAAAGCCGACAUAAAAAAAAAAAAAAGGAUUUGCUCUGUGUGUUUGAACACAGCCUCGUGGUGGUACAUGAGGCAAUUUUGCAGGCAAAGCUGGAUGGAAAUGCCUCCCAUCUAUAACAGCUGCAGGAAGUGAGCCCAGCAUUGAAGCAACUUUUAGUAGUGGCCAAACAGUUGUACUGCAACUCCCCGACUCCGUCACGUGAUGCCAUUGGGCCCAAAAAGACUCACAGCAAGAGGGUUCCUGGUUAGCAACCUGGCGUGGGGGAGCCCUUCUCUGUGAAGUUUGCAUGUUUUCUCGUGUCAGCGUGGGUUUCCUCCAGGUGCUCCGGUUUCCUCCAACAGUCCAAAGACAUGCAGGUUGAUUGGUGACUUUAAAUUGGUUGUAGGUGUGAAUGUGUCAGGCUCCAGUCCCUCUGCGAAGUGGUUACAGGAAAUUAAUGAAUGAAAUAGACCUGACAAAAAUGUCAAUGGUGGACUUUCGAACAUUCAAAGCUGAGAACAGCCAUGCCUGCAGUUACCUUCAAAUGUUGCAUGAGCGACAGGCUGGUGAACUCCAGUAGUCUAGGAUAAGCACGUACGGAAAUGAAUGAAUGAAGUUAGCUGACUGAUGAGCUGGAAGUAGCCAGCUGUAACGCGCCUGCUCUCUGGGCCCAAUGAUACGGAAGCAGCGCUCAUCAUCUGCGUAAUUUCCAAUCACGAAAAAAGAGCUUUUUUGGCUUCAUGCGCCACUGAGCAAAUUUUGUAGGAAUGAACAAGGCCCCGCCUCGUACAUAGUAUUCAGGUCUCUUAACACAUCGAUGGUUGAGGCCCAUCAGAGUUGCCUCAAAAGUUGCCUGCACACCCUGUAUCAUUUUCCACCCCCUACCUGAGCUGCAAAAGUCUCCGUCUUUUCUGCACCGUGACCACAGAAUUGUGUUUUCUCUUUCUCUCUCUCUCUCUCUCUAACUGUCUCUUAGAUUAAACUUAGGGGUUAAGUUUUAUGUUGCGUUUACAAUAAACUAAAAUGUGAACUUGAUGCUCUGAAGCUCUGCUGCUGCAGCAUAGCACAAAACUAUAACAACCACUCUGAAGCAGUUCAAAACUCAUGCAACUCCUUUUCCACAAAUACUUCUACUACUUUUAUUACUUACCCAGGGAAACAUCUGUAAGUCAACAGCAUCCUCUCUCUCUCUUCCUCGCAUCUUUUCCCGUCCUUACACCUCCAUUCCGUCCCUUCCCCGACGUUCCCAUUCUCCUUCCUGUUAUUUUCAAUCCUCGCCCCGAUUUACGACCCCGUCCCUUAUUUAUUUCACUCUGUCCUCUUGGUAUGCACCUCCCUCCUCCCUCCCCACAAACACUCACAGAAACCUACCCCAACUCAUACUAGCACUCUUUGGUGGAGAUAGUCGACAAUCCCUGCAGGAAUAUGUCCACACGUGGAAUGUAAAAUACUGAAAUUGUACGAUUAAAGACACGGUGUGAAGUUCCACACUCAUGUUGAUUUUGAUGUUGUUGAUGUUGCUUUCGUUGUGCACCAAGUGUUCGUUGCUCUGCUUAUUCUAGAGUGGAUGAGUUUGCCAGCGGGGUUAAAACCUUGAUCGUGUGACAGACUGCUACUGAUAAGUCCUUUUACUUUAAUAUAGUAUGUUUAUAAAAGACUUGUGGUGUGAGGACAGAUGAAGUGACUUUGUUUUGAAAAUAGAGAAAAAAAGAUGUUUUUUUUUCUCUCUGAUUUUUCUUUAAUGCCGUUAUUAAUUUGCAUCUGAUUUAUCUUGGUAAGUGAAUGUCUGUCUAUCUGUGUUGAUGCUUUACUGUGAUAAAAAUGGCUGUAUAUGCACUUUCAGACCAUCGUUGGUGCAGUGGUAGCUAGUGCUCAAAUGUCACCCAAGGGCCAGGGUUCAAAUCACCUUCAGUUUAGCUGAAAAAUGAGUCUGCAUAGAUCUGUGAUACAGCCUGCUGUUCAAUUUUUUGGGAUAUGUAAUCAGAUUUAGCAUUUAAACUAUUUAGUUGCCUUAUCCUGGUGUUAUGAUCUGCAACCAGAUGUGCUACACAUUCAUAAUAACACCAUGAAAUUAUUUAUAAGGAAUAGGCCCAUUGGUCACACGGGAUCUCGUUAACUGGCUCCAGAGCUAGCUCUGCAGUGUGUAUGCUAGCACUUCAGUGUGUAGUUUGAGGUGUCUUGCAUUAUUCAGAGUUUAAUCUUUUAGUGUCACAAAUGUGGCAGCAGUUUGCAUUCAUACUGUGGAUUUUUCAUAAAUUAUCAUCAACAACAAAAAAAAUCACGUUUUAAAGUCUGUAUUUGAGUUUUCCCGCCUUUUUUGAUAGCUUCCAUUACUGCAACCUGUUGCUAAGGCUAAUACUUCCUUUUGGGUCAUAAAAUUAUUAUUAAUUAUAAAAACAUAUACUUUUUUCUCAAAGAAACAAGAAUUUUUUCAAAUCUAAAUUCUGUCUGCCAUUAGAGGAGCCAUAGCUAACAGCUAACUAGCUAGCUGCUUGGAUAUCUUGGCAACUUGUGACUUGUGUCAUUUAAAGUAUAACCUUUUAGUGACAUAAACAUGGCACUAGUUUCAAUUUAUAGUGUAGAUUUUUCAGAAAUUACCUAAAACAGAAAGGUAGGCUUUAAACAGUUUUGAAGCCUACAUUUCAGUUUUCCCUCCGUUUUUUUUAGCUUCCGCCAACGCUUCCUUUGAGAGGCCAAUACACUGGAAACUCCUUCUGGGUCCUAAAAUUGUCUUAAAGGAGCCAAAAUUUAACUAUAAUGAUAGUUUUUCUUAAUAAUAAUGUUUUGGGUUUUUUUAACUGUUUCUCUGAUAAACAAGAAUUUUCUUAAAUCUAUCUUCUAUCUGCCAUUAGAAGGUUCAUAGCUAACAGCUAACUAGCUAGCUGCUGGGAUAUCUUGGCAACUUGUAAACAGAACAAAUUAUUCUUACUAUCACAAAGCGUUUAAUGUCAGUUCAGCCUCAGCGCCCAUUGAUUUUGGCAUAAUGAUUAAUUGUAACAGAUUUGGAACUGCAAUUGAAUUGUUCUCAUAAAUGCUUCCACAUUUGAGUAAUUAGCAUUUCUACAACCAAGCUUUCUACACACAAUUUAACAAGCACUUACUUGCUGAUGGUGUCUAAAAGAUAAUUUAUUGCUAUGUAAUUUGAGGUGACUUGCGUUAUUCAAAGUAUAACAAUUUAGUGACAUAAACAUAGCAGUGGUUUUUACUUCAGAAACUACCUAAAACAAAUCCUCAAGUUUUGAAGCCUACAUUUGAGUUUUCCCGCCUUUUUUGUUAGCUUUCACCACCACUACCUUAUCAAACUUUUUCUCCAAGAAAAUAGAAUUUUCUUAAGUCUGGCAUCUAUCUGCCAUUAGAGGAGCUGAAGCUAACAGCUAACUAGCUAGCUGCUGGGAGAUUCUGGCCACUUGUAAACCGAACAAAUUACUCUCACUGUCAAGUAGAGAUUACGGUCAUGUCAAGGCUCAGGGCCUCUUGGUUUUGGCCUAAUGAUUAGUUGUAACUUAAUUAGGAACUGAAACUGUGUUUUCUCAUCAACGCUCCCACGCUUGAGUUAUUAGCAUUUCUACAGCAAAGUUUUCUGCACACAACUAACAAGCAGCUGACGUAUUGUUUCCCAAAGCUUUAGCAUUCACAUUGCUUAGCUUUAACACCUGUCUCUGUUCCCGCUCUCAUGUUGUGCACCAAUGGGCCAAAAUCCCAUAAAAUGGGGUUUAUUUCCUCUAAAAAAAUAAACCUCAGCUAACCUCGCAGGUCAAUAGAUCUGAAGUACAGUUUCACCUAAUAUUUUUACAAUAUAUUUGUUUUUCUUAGGGACUGUACAAAAGUUAUUGGCAUGAGGUUAAACAUUAUAUUUCAUGUCUUGCUUACCUCACAUAACAACACAUUUUGAGUACAGUGUCACUAAAUACUUUAAUCAGUCGUUUUCCUGGGGGACUGUAUGUAAAUUAUUGGUGUUCUUUUUAGCAAAAAUAAAAAUGACAUGACCCUCCCUCCCUGAUAAUUUUCAGACAGUCCCUUACAGCUCAUUAUGGAUGCAUAUAAUAUUGUUUCUACUUCCAGUACAAUUAAUAGGGUACUUUGGGGGAAAUGUUUAAUAAGUUUAUUGUAAACUAAGGUUUUGCCAAAUUCAUCGUCCAAUUAGUUGAACUGAAAGUGAAUGAACCUGAAUCCUGCUUUCCACAGUUGCUUGGGCUGUAUCACUUGCUAAGCUGGGCGUUUGCUCGUACUCCUGAUCUGGAUCAAUAAAAAUAAUAAAAAAUAUCACCAACGUCCUGUUCUUAGCCUUUAGAUUGUUUAAAAUCUUGCGAUGUAUGAAUCUGCCGUAUAUUAAUCUUGAUGUUGUGACAAGAAUAUUGCUUUUCAUGGUAAAAACAGUCUCACCAUACAAAGAGGAAAGAAACAAAAAAAUAUCACAAAAUAGAAACCAAAAAAAAAAAAAAAAAAAUCGAGAUUUAUACAACUGUUCAUACCUCAUUGUACUGCUUUGUGCCAGAGUAAAGGAGAUGGAGUGAUCAGUCUCAAGCAAGGAGAAUCACCAGUGGUUGGCAAAAUAUGGAACAGGACCCAGCAGUGGUCUCAGGAAGAUUAAAAUGUGGCCCCAAAUUUUUUUGAAUAAAAACUGGCGGCUUUAAUAGUUUUUGUCGGGACAGUUUAGUUCCCAAAAUGUAAGCUCGUGUGAAAAAAGAAAACACUCAAAAUGUGUUGUAGAGGGCGAGUGGAUCUGCUAAAAAUGCUUACAGGAUCUGUUCAGGUUGUACAAUACAUCAUUGUAACAAUGUUGUGGCUCUAGAUAAAAACAUGUUUGAGAAUUACUGCACUUUGUUAUGUCUAUAAGAAAAUGAUAGCAUGAAAUAUGAAGCCAUGCUUUGAGUAUUUAUCAUCAGCUGGCAGAUAUAUAUUCCAUCUCUACGUGUGUUCUGCCCCGACAAACCAAGAGAGGACUGAUGCAUCAUCAGGACACGAGUUGGGGUGCAUUGAGUAGUUUGGCCAAGUGAAACAUUUAAAUCCAGAUUACAGUUUUAAACGUCAUCAGCAAUGGCAAAGAAAUCAAAAAUGGUGCUCUGCCCCCGAGGAAAGCUUCGAAGAGAGAUGUUCUCUUCUUCAGGCCUUCAGAUCUCAAGUGCAAAUAUGCAAUUACACAUGUGUACUUUAAUACAGGCCAAGUAAUUGUGCCUUCAACAAGAAAAGUUUAGGACCCCACGUCCCAAACUGCUAAUCCCAUGAUGAAAAUGUCCUCUCUUGUUUUUGGUUCCUUGCUCCCUGCAGCUCCCCUUCACAGUGACUUUAUGCAGUAGCACACAACCCUGCAGCCCGAAUCAGCGUAUCUGAGCGACAUGAUGUGAGGCCCUCCGCACGCAGUAGGCUUUUUCCCGUUUGCAAAGCAGCCAUAAUUUUUUGGCACAGCACAGUGUUGAAUGUAAAGCUGAAUGAGGUUGAAGCACCCCGGACGAGAGUUUGAUGGUGUAUUUUAUAAUGCUGGUCGUGGGUUUGUAAUGGGCACGGUUGUUGUUUGUCUUGUUUUCUGUGACAAAUCAUUCAUGGCACAAUCAGAGAAUGGCAUCUCAAUGGCUCAAAGCUGUUCGUGUUUGUGGCUAUGUGACAUUCAUUUUCAACAUUAUAAAAUUAUUUGAUAUCAA